UCUAACUAAGCAAUGAAAAUGCUUGCCAACAGAUUUCAAUGGUCAGUCUAACCUCUGUUUUUCCACCAUUGCCAGUCUCUUCCAUCUGCACUCAGUUGUCUUCAGCAUGGGGGAGAAGAGCCACUCUUCCGGAAAGGAGAUUCAGCACGGGAUGCGAGCAGAGGCGCCAGGAAAAAAAAGCUGGCACCCCCAGGCCUACGCCCUUGGGGCCAUUUCCAACUUCAUGUCUACUUUUCUGACCUUUCCCAUCUAUAAGGUGGUGUUCCGGCAACAGAUCCAUGCUGUGGCGAUGUCAGAGGCUGUGAGACAACUGUGGCAUGAAGGUCCUCAGUACUUCUACCGCGGAAUCUACCCCCCUCUUCUCUCCAAGACAUUGCAAGGGACUCUACUGUUUGGGACUUACGAUAGCCUGCUGAGCUCUCUCUCCCCUGUUGGGCCACACUCCCUGGGACACCGCUGGGCUGCAGGGCUCAUGUCUGGUGUGGUGGAGGCUGUGGCACUCAGCCCCCUUGAAAGGGUGCAAAAUGUGCUCCAGGAUGGUCGCAAGCAAGCUCGCUUCCCCAGCACCUUCAGCAUUCUCAAGGAAUUCAACUCUUAUGGGCUUUGGGGGCGGCUGUCACUGGGCUACUAUCGUGGUUUCUGGCCUGUCCUUGUCAGGAACAGCCUGGGGAGUGCUUUAUAUUUUUCUUUCAAAGACCCCAUCCAGGAGGGCUUGGCAGAGCAAGGCCUACCCCAUUGGGUUCCUGCCUUGGUGUCUGGUAGUGUCAAUGGAACAAUCACCUGCCUAGUUCUAUAUCCUCUGAUUGUGCUGGUUGCCAAUAUGCAGUCCCAUAUUGGCUGGCAGAGCAUGCCAAGCCUGUGGGCCUCUGCCCAGAAUGUGUGGGACACUCGCGGCCGAAAGUUGCUCUUGAUCUACCGUGGAGGUUCCCUGGUCAUCCUAAGAUCCAGCGUGACGUGGGGCCUCACUACAGCAAUCCAUGACUUCCUGCAGAGAAAGUCUCACUCCAGGAAAGAGCUGAAGAUUGACUAGCUGCAGGAAGAAUGGCCAAGGCAUCUUUGUCGUUCUAAACCUUCCCUGGUUGGUUCUAUAUAGCUUACUUAUUUGGCUUGGCUACCUAAUACAGCCAUUCUUUAGCACCUGUAACCUCAUUGCAUGGGAGAAGUUCCCAACUACCAGCCUGCUGGGCAGAGACAAAGCCCAACAGGAUUCCUUAGUCGGAAAGAAAAAGCCACACCAAUCUCUCCACAGCUUCAGUAGCUUCAGAACUAAGAGGCCUUUAAAUAACU
This is a messenger RNA of Lemur catta (Ring-tailed lemur), 1287 nucleotides long. RefSeq names its product solute carrier family 25 member 53 (gene SLC25A53). Lineage: Eukaryota; Metazoa; Chordata; Mammalia; Primates; Lemuridae. The record is from RefSeq and is a predicted model, not a curated record. The coding region runs from base 107 to 1030 and encodes 307 amino acids. The transcript has a single exon.